CUUCAGUUCGACACUGAACAAGACACUCAGAUGCCAGAUUUGUUGCGUUUGUAGCACGUAUCCCCGGUCAGGUUCAGUUCGGAAGGAAUGCUAAAUAAUAUUUCAUUGUAUUGACAGCUCAACUGUAGCAAGCCGCUUCAAAUACAGCGGAGAAUUACAAUGGAUUCUAUCAGGAGAAUGAGGAGUGGCAGCCGUGCUAAUUAAACAGUAGCUAGUUCCUAAAUUAGCUGGCAGGAGAUGGAAGCUAAGCGAGUUCUGUAGCCUCCAUUCCUCCGCGGGAAACCCAUUCCAAUGUUAGCUAACUUAAUGUUAAUAAAUAACCCUGUUAGCAUCGGAUGAUCUGCCGCAUCCCUGUCUGUUAGCUGGUAUAUCUAACGUUAACGUUACAGAGGAGCUUAAGCGAUGGAGGAAGUUGACAAAAUUUUGAUUCACGCCCUCAAACAAGUCGGCACAGACGUGAGCGAGGAGACUGACAGUGUCAGACAGUUCAGCAGUGAGCUCAUAGUGGAGGCGGUGGUCAGAUGUAUCCGGGUGAUCGAUCCGGGCCUGGGCAGCGCGCUGCCCACCUCCCUGCCUCCAGGCAUGUCUGCCCGCUUCAGGGUGGGCAUGAGCCUGGCACAGGCCUGCCAGGACAUUGGUUACAAAGGAGAGAUAGGCUACCAGACCUUUCUGUACAGCAGUGAGCCAGAGAUCCGCUCCCUGCUCAUGUUCCUGGUGGAGAAGCUGCCCAGAGAGAGUUCAGAGGCCUCAGACCAACCAACAGGUAAAUCGGUAGUCCUCCAGAGAGCCAUCGCUGCUGCAAUCAAAGCCCAGCUGGUUGUGCCCUGGCUGCCUCCAAACUGCAGACUGCCACUGCACGGUGAAACACAAAGACCAGGAGCACUACACAGCUUCCAUGUCCAGCCUCUCCGUUUACCACACUGCACUAAAGGUACAGGAAAGAAGCAGCUGAAAGAGGUGAAGGACUACCAGCGAGACAUUCUUCCUCCUGUGACCGCUCAGCCUUCCCAUCAUGCCACUGUGGUGGCAUCCAUACUGGAGCAGCACACAGCUGAGCUGAGUGCUGCUCAGGUGUGGGACAACGAGUGGAACAGUCAGGGACUUUUGUCUCGCCUAACACCGCAGGAGUAUCGCUCCAGGAAACUGACCCGGCUGCGUAAACGUGUCGAGGAGCAGCUGCGUUGUGCUGCACUGCCCUUUCCUGAAAGUGCCUUUGGUGGUCCUCGCUUCACCUCUGACCUGUCUGAGUUACUGCAAGCCUUUAGAGGUUCCGCCCCCUCCGAGCACAUCCUGACCAAGGGCACCCACUUCGCCCACACACAGAAGUUCACCUUCACACAGCAGGCAGCAGCAGGAACCAGCCCUGUCCCCUCUGGCCGUCAGUCAGAGAGUGAUAUCCAGCUCCGUCAGCAGGAGGAGCAGCUUUCUCUCCAGCAGCAGUUCCAGCAGUUGUGCAGUAAUGUUGACCAGAUAACAGCAGACAUGAAGCACAUGAGUGUCACUAAUGCACAAGUGCUGGAUGAGCUGAAGCAGAGAGAGCUGGGGAACUCUGAAAAAGAGGAGAAGAUGCAAGUGAAGAAGAAAACAAUUGACCUGUUGCCAGAUGCAGAUGACAACCUGCUGAAGCUUCAGGCUCUGGUGGAGGCCAGUGCCAAGCGGGUGGUGAACCUGGCCUCUCAGUGGGAGAAACACCGCGCUCCACUCAUCAACGAGCACCGCAGACUCAAAGAGAUCUGCAGCAACCAGGAUCUGGAGUCAUCCAGAAAGCUCUCUGAAAUCAAGUCCCUGCAUGACAAAAUCCGUGUGUCUACAGAGGAGGCCAAGAAGAAGGAAGAAAUCUACAAACAACUGGUAACAGAGUUAGAAAGUCUUCCUCAAGAUGUGUCUCGGUCAGCAUACACUCAGAGGAUUCUAGAAAUCGUCAGCAACAUCAAGAAACAGAAGGAGGAAAUUACAAAGAUUUUGUCAGACACUAAGGAGCUCCAGAAAGAGAUCAACAAUCUGACGGGAAAACUGGACCGGACCUUUGCUGUGACUGAUGAACUGGUCUUCAAGGAUGCCAAAAAAGAUGAAUCCGUCCGCAAAUCCUACAAGUACCUGGCUGCCCUGCAUGAAAACUGUAAUCAGUUGAUCCAAACCAUCGAGGACACCGGUACAAUCUUGAGAGAGAUUCGAGAUCUAGAGGAGCAGAUCGAGACAGAGAACAGUAGCAAAACUGUGGCUAACCUGGAGAGGAUUCUGGAUGACUACAAAGCUAUUCGACAGGAGAACACUGCACUUGCUGCCAAAGUCAGAGAGGGCUGAAGGAAGCCCUGGUUUGCUCAGCUCUACCUGGUGAGGUGGAAAUUGUGAUUAAAAACAAGGAGCCAUGUGGACCUGAAUGGGACUGAAACAGCGCUCCAGUUUUCACACUGAAGAACUGAAUGAACUGCUGUUCAUUAACUCAACCCUCUGUGGCCCUUGGAGACCUGCUUUUCUUUGGAAAGGCAACAAUAUUUUUGAACCAUUGAACUAACCUGGCAUUUAAAUGCACAACCUGUAUGGAUGGAUGAAGUGACAAAUAGUGUUUGAUUUCAAAAUUAUUUCUAAGGCUGGAUGUGCUCGCUGAGGAUCCAUGCACUGGUUUGAUUGUUCUUUGCCCAAGUGAAACACAGCAGUGGACAGCAGAGAGUGCUGUCAGGCCUUGUCUGAUCAAAGUCACAUUAUAUUGAUGUAUGAACAGUUUUCAUAAGAUAUAUUGAUGAAAAACAAAUCUUUGACUAGGAAUUUUUAAUAUGGGAAAUGAUUCCACCAUUUUCAGACAUUAGUUGUUUUCAUGAUUAUAUUUGAACCGAAUAUGUUGAGUGAAUGGCAUUUGAAUGUAGUCCAUAAACAAUGUUGUCCAGCUCCAUCAGCAAAGUAUUGUUGUAUAUGUUGUACCAGCUUAUAUAAAGAUGCCUUACAAACUUAAACAA
Messenger RNA from Epinephelus moara (kelp grouper), 2954 nucleotides. It is a transcript of the gene ccdc22, whose product is annotated as coiled-coil domain containing 22. The record is from RefSeq and is a predicted model, not a curated record. The coding region runs from base 403 to 2304 and encodes 633 amino acids. Gene Ontology annotation, biological process: positive regulation of ubiquitin-dependent protein catabolic process. NCBI's taxonomy places the organism in Eukaryota, Metazoa, Chordata, Actinopteri, Perciformes, Serranidae. The transcript has 16 exons. Gene Ontology annotation, molecular function: cullin family protein binding.